CAAAGCACAAUUGAAUUAGCCCAAAGGAAAUGUGAGAAGCCAAUCCAAAGUUCACAUGGACUAUUAGUGUCUGACCUGUGGAGGAGCAGUCUGAGCUCAUAUUGGUCUGAUCAGCCACAGAUGGAACUAGACUCUAACAUAGAGAUGUCAUUUUGGUCCUCUUUGACAAGGAAGGACAACCAACAACCUCCCAUUUUAGCACUAUAACCAACUGUUAUGAAACUUGCCUAUCUCCCGAAGGGAAGGGGCCAAAGGCACCCCCAGAGGGCACCCCCAAGCCCAACCGUCCCAGGGCCCCAUCUCCCCCGACAAAAACAGAGCCUCUCAGAUAGGAGUCCACAUUCUCCUCCCUCCCACCCUGGCCCCUCCCCACCCUCCUUCCACUCACACCGGAGGCUGUGGCUGAGGACUAGCUCCUUGAUACCACACCACAAGGCCCAGCGAGCAAAAGGUGGAGCCAGACUAAGUACGGCUCAGCAGGACACCCCAGCUGCUACCACAGGAAAAGCGCCCAAGCAGAGCAUGAAGUGGAACUGGCGUCUGGCUGACCUGAUCUUGACCAUCCUCCUCCUCCAGGGUGUCCUGGCCCAGACAGAUCAAGGAAAAAAGCCAGUGGCCUUGGAUGACAAUCGACAAGAUGGAAGUGCAUUACUAACCUGCAACUUUAAAGGGAAAGAAAGUGUCCAAUGGAUCGCAGGGGAAAUGGUCCUAAAUGAAACUAAGAAAACAUUGAACCUGGGAAGUAUUUUCAAAGACCCCCAAAAUGUAUAUUGGUGUAGAAACUCAGCAAAACCCGAAGAACAUUCUCUCCGACUUCAUGUGUAUUAUCGAAUGUGCCAAAACUGUAUUAAGCUGGAUGGAGUCACUCUAUCAGGCUUUAUCUUAGCUGAAAUGAUCACUGUUUUCUUCCUUGCUGUUGGUAUCUACUUCAUCACAGGGAAAGAUGGAGUUUGGCAGUCAAGAGCUUCGGACAAACAGACUCUGCUGACUAAUGAUCAGCUUUACCAGCCUCUCAAAGACAAAGAAGAUGACCAAUACAGCCACCUUGAAGUGAGUCGUCCCCGGAAAAAGUGAACUCCCAGACUCAAUCUGAUGGUGUUCUCCUAUUCCCUAAAACCCCUAAAACCUCUGCAAUUUUGACUGCUUCUAAAUAAGUUUCCCCCUUUCCAGCAUGACUGUAACUAUCUAUCCCUCCUGGUCUCCAUUGAUGGGGCUCCACUCAGCUCAGCACAUGCUGUGUGGUUGGACUGAUUGGGACAGCCCCCUGCCCAAGGUCUCAAGGUUAACGUGGAUUUUCAUGGUGUUUGUUGUUAAAGGCAUUUCUGAAACACCUUCACUAUGUGCCUGCAAAUUCUUCUCCAACAGCACCUGGAGCAUUCUAGACAUUGAAUAAAUAUUAAUUACUCAAUUGUUUACAAGCCCUCUGCUCCAGAAGACAAAGCCUGAGUAUGCUAAAGCAUUCUGGUUUCUAUUUGUGUUCUCAGUUGGGACAACCCAAAGCAGGGAGACUGGGGGGAAAUGGGGGAGAAGAGACAGAGACAGAGACAGAGACAGAGAGACAGAGAGACAGAGAGAGACAGAGAGAGAGGCAGAGAGAGAAAGACAGAGAGAGGAGAUUCUGUCAUACCCAAGAUUGGUUGGGCAUAGUAGUUCCUGUAACUGGCUCCCUCCACAAAAGGAUGAGUUGAGCUGUGUCCCAUACCUGCCACCUGCUGGUAAGUCAUUGUCUGAAAAGGAAAGAUGGUAGGGAAAGGCUCUCAUGUAUGGAGUGAGUGCUUUGAACUUUUUCAUAGCGCUCUAGAAUGACUCAUAAUUACAUGACACUCUAAGGUUUAUAAAACAGUUUCUAGACAAGGUCCUCACAACCAUCCUUUCAAGCCAUUUAACAAUAAAAAAAAAUGAAGCUCAGAGAAUUCACUUCAUAAGAUCACAGAACUAGAAAUAGAUUGUUCUCAGCAGCCUCAUUUUCUAUAUAAAAAAAUGAGGCCCCUGAACGUAAAGUAAUUUAUUUUCCAAAAUUCACAUAGAUAGAUGAAAUUUGAACACAGGAUUCCAUGGCCAGUGAUCUUUAGAAUCUUAGAACUAGAGGUGAAAGCAAUAUUGGAGGCAAUAUGAUUCAACCAUGCAUCUUACAUGAGGAUACUUGGGCCCAGAAAGAUUAAGUUUAACAAACUGGAUGAAGGAUAGAGUGUAGGAUCUAUUAAAUAUAUACUUUUUGCAAAGCACUAUAUUAAACAUUAGGGACAGAAUGAAAAAGUCUAUUGUCAAGAAGUUUGUAGUCUACUGGAAAGGAUAUACCAUUUAAGCAAAUAAACAAUCAGAAUACAAUUUGAGGCAAGUUAAAACACUAAAAAAUUGAUUCACAGCUAUAUUUUGAAGCUUCCUGGAGGUAGCUCUAUCUAGAAGCAAAACAUCUCAGAUCUUCUGAGCAAAAGUUAUUGCUACAACUUCAAUGACAAAAGUUCAAGAGGAGAAGAGUUUAAGAAUCCAAGACAUUAUUUUCUACUAUGAAUUUUCUUAGGAACAGGGAGUACUUCUAAACCUUAAUGUAUAUCCCAAUACAUUGAAUCUAUGAAAGACUUACUGCAGAAGGUAGUAUCUCACUUUCAUCCUGAAGGAAGCUAAGGUUUAUUAUAGUGAGCAGCAGACUAAAGGAAGUGAUUUGCCCAUUAUCCUAUAACUAUUAGGUGGUAAAUCAGGGACUCUGUCUCCGGUAUCCUAACUCUAAAUUUGUGCUCUCCCCACUAUACCCCUGCUGCCUUUUAAUAACAAGAGUUCACGUGUAUUUAGUACUCAAAGAUCUUUAAUUGUUUCUUUUAAAUCUCUUGCUGGGUCAUUAUCCAUAUGCUAGCUCCUAUCUAUGGAUAAAUGCCAUAGUCCUUCUCUCUUCUCUAUAUAUUCUCAAUAACUUUAUUAGUUCCCAAGAGUUAAUUUAUCAUGUGCACACAAAAAUGCUUAAUAAAUGUCUUUUCAUUCUAUUUCACAU
Messenger RNA from Sarcophilus harrisii (Tasmanian devil), 2986 nucleotides. RefSeq names its product T-cell surface glycoprotein CD3 gamma chain. Gene Ontology annotation, molecular function: transmembrane signaling receptor activity. Lineage: Eukaryota; Metazoa; Chordata; Mammalia; Dasyuromorphia; Dasyuridae. Bases 217 to 1074 code for a protein of 285 amino acids. The record is from RefSeq and is a predicted model, not a curated record. Gene Ontology annotation, biological process: positive thymic T cell selection; cell surface receptor signaling pathway. Gene Ontology annotation, cellular component: alpha-beta T cell receptor complex; membrane; external side of plasma membrane. The transcript has 6 exons.